Messenger RNA from Oppiella nova, 1392 nucleotides. The record is from the annotation of a GenBank genome assembly. NCBI's taxonomy places the organism in Eukaryota, Metazoa, Arthropoda, Arachnida, Sarcoptiformes, Oppiidae.
AUGAACAAUAGUCUGAUUCCCGAAGUUCUGGAGAGCAAACGAGUGGCCUAUGAGUGCACGUGUGGUUCCCUUCAGUCCAUUCAUCGCAUAUACUUCUGCCGCCACUGCCAUCAACUCAGAUGUCGGGACUGUGUCUCGCAUGAGGUGGACUCCCAGUACUGUCAACACUGUCUCGAAUACAUCCCAUCCAUUGACGCCAAACUCAAGAAGAAUAAGUGCGCCUCUUGUUUCCAGUGUCCCUCUUGUAUGCAUACAUUGACCACAAGAGCGAUCAUCACUCAGACUCCGAACCCUUUGGAUGCCACACAAACUCAGCCCAAGAAAGUGUUUUUCCUGAUCUGCUAUUACUGUCGCUGGUCUUCCAGAGAUAUCGGAAUCCCUGACCAAUCAGUGGCGUCUGGAAAUUGGCCCGAAUUGGAGACACCGAACGCCAAACGACUGGACGCUCUGUUGGAUCGCUACAGACUGUUAGCCCAGAGGGAGAAGUUGGACAAAGAGAAGAAGAGGAUUAGUCCGCGCUCUGCAAUCAUAUUGCUUGACAAAUACGGCAUCACUCCCUCCCUCUCCCCUAAAGUGACCGCCACUUUGAGGGCCAAGAUGGCUAAAAGCAGUUCCGGUUUCUCAUUGUCUGAUCUCAAGUCUCCGACAGAAAUUAAUGACUUUGAGAGCUCUGUGGCCACCGAUGAGAUCGAACCGCUCGAUAUCAGUGCCUAUUAUAACGCCUCACAGGACACAGAUUUAGGCCGCACGUCAUCACUUAGACAGCGUCUAAUGCAAGUGGAGUCUCAGCCCAACGACUCCUCCCGUUUAUACCCCGUCUCGCAAAUGCUUUUAGUGAAGCACUCGUUGCGAUGCAAGCAAUGCGAUCACAACUUAAGUAAACCUGAAUACAACCCGUCGUCCAUUAAGUUUAAGAUACAACUCAGCGCUUAUUAUCACAUCCCAGAGCUUCGAAUCAAAGCCAUCCCUCAGCUAAAGAGGGGACAAGAUUUUAGGCUUGAGAUGACUCUACAAAACCCAACUCCUUAUGCACUUCACGUCACUAUCUUUGAUUUGGCCGAGAAUUCCGAUGAGAGCGCAGCCAUUCAAGUGCCAGACUUUGUGAUGGGUUUGUCGCCUAAAGACGACACCGCGGACUUAGACAUCGACCAGAACUUGAAGUCCCAGUUCAACGACGAUAAGAAUUUUAUUACGUUCCGAAAGGGAAACAAAUUAGGAUUUUACAUAAAUGUGUGUCCAUUAAAGUCAGGCGAAUGUCGGUUCAAGAUUGGCAUGAAACACGACUUCGUGAACACAGUUAUACAGUCCUCUAACAGCGGCACUGAUAGACAGCCACAGAUCUCAUGGAUUACACAUAAGAUUUGGAUCAAUUUGGGAGACGUUUCCGAUUGA